Molecule: messenger RNA, 2890 nt
Organism: Manis pentadactyla (Chinese pangolin)
Lineage: Eukaryota; Metazoa; Chordata; Mammalia; Pholidota; Manidae
Gene: PBXIP1
Product: PBX homeobox interacting protein 1
Exons: 11
Coding region: 165-2351 (728 amino acids)
Source: RefSeq, a predicted model, not a curated record
GGUAAUGCCCUAGCGGGGAAGGGGCCCACAGACACCCUGUGGGAGGCAGGGUAAGAGAGGAAGGGCAGGACCCAAGGGUUGACUCCGCCGGGGAUCUACAGAGCCGCUUGGUCACUGCGGGGCCGGGGGUGGCAGCCACAGCAGCCUCGGGGACCUCAGCCACUAUGGCCUCCUGCCCAGACUCGGACAAUAGCUGGGUGCUUGCUGGCUCAGAGAGCCUGCCUGUGGACACUCUGGGCCCAGAAUCCAGGCUGGACCCAGAAUCCGAGGGAACUCCGCAGGUCCCUGGGGACCCCUCCAUGGCAGCUGCUGAAGAAUUAGCUGGGACCUGGGAUGGAAAAGAGACCCUCUCCCAGAGUGAAAGCUCCCAGCCUGGUCCCAUUCUGCCAGAGGAGACGGAGGCCAAGGGUGUCCUGGAAGGUGACAGUCCUGGUAUGGAGGCCCCUUCUGGAGACACAGCAGCCCAGGGAGACGUGGAUGAGACCCCUGUGGUGGCAGACCUGGGACCAGACCCACAGGACCUGGAGGAUCAGAGCCUCCCACAGAGCCUGCCCUCAUCCCCCAAAGCAGCGUGGGUCCAGGAGGAGGCCUGCUGCUCCAGCAGUGAGGAUGACACCGAUGUGGACGUGGAGGGCCUGCGGAGACGGCGGGGCCGGGAGCCCAGCACCCCUCAGCCUGUGGAGACCCUGGGCACGGAGGACCAAGCCGGAGGCGAGGGUGCGGGUGGGGAGCUGGGCAUCUCUCUCCACAUGUGCCUCCUCGGGGCCCUGGUUCUGCUGGGCCUGGGGAUCCUUCUCUCUGGUGGCCUCUCAGAGUCUGGGAGUGGGCCCAUGGAGGAAGUGGAACUACAGGUCUUCCCGGAUCCUGGCUUAGAUACUGAGGAGCCGGGUGCUGUGGGGGAUGGGCAGGAUGGGCUAAGGCAGCAGCUGCAGGCUUCAACGUCCCCUGACAGUGUCCCCAGCCUGCAGAACAUGGCCCUUCUGCUGGACAAGCUGGCCAAAGAGAACCAGGACAUUCGGCUGCUGCAGGCCCAGCUGCAGGCCCAGAAGGAGGAGCUUCAGAAUCUGAUGCACCAGCCCAAAGGGUUAGAAGAGGAGAAUGCCCGGCUCCGAGGGGCCCUGCAGCAGGGUGAGGCCUCCCAGCGGGCCCUGGAGUCAGAGCUGCAGCAGUUGAGGGCCCGGCUUCAGGGUCUGGAGGCUGACUGUAUCCGGGGCACAGAUGGGGUAUGCCUCAGCUGGGGCAGAGGCCCGCAGGAUGGCACGGACCCCAAGGAGCAAGGCCCCUGGAGGCAGGAGCCAGGCCCUGGCUUCCUGGGGCAGAAGGAACGGCUAGAAGCUGAGGCCCAGGCAUUACGGCAGGAGUUGGAGAGGCAGCGGCGGCUGCUGGGAUCUGUGCAGCAGGACCUGGAGCAGAGCUUGAAGGCUGUAGGCCGAGGCGACCCAGCUCAUGCUGGCCUGGCUGAGCUGGGCCACAGACUGACCCAGAAGCUACAGGGCCUGGAGGCCUUGGGCCAGCACCCUGGGGUCCCUGCCAAUGCUUCAGAGGCUUGGCAUAAGGGGACCCCCUUCCAGAAUUCCAGGGAGUGGACUGGUAAAGGAAAGUGGAGGGAUGGGCAGGGGGACCGGAAGGCUGAGCCCUGGAAGCGCAAGGAGGAGGAAUCUGGCCGGGAAAGGAAGAAGAGCUGGGAGAGUGAGGAGGAUGGGGAGCUGGCAGGGAGGAGGAAGGAGGGCAGGCCGAGGGAGGAGGAGUGGGGCAGCAAGAAGGAUGGCAAGCGACAGGGCCAUAAGGGGCCCCCCAGGAAAAGUCGGCGUCCCCGUUCCUCUGGAGAGGGGCAGAAGCACCCUCCAUGGAAGGAAGGGGCUAAAGGCAGGCCUGACCCCCUGCCACUCUGGGCAGAGCUGUCCAGGCACAAGUACCGGGCACCACAGGGCUGCUCUGGCGUGCACGAGUGUGCCCGGCAGGAGGGCCUGGCCUUCUUCGGCAUGGAGCUAGCCCCAGUGCGGCACCAGGAGCUGGCGUCGCUUCUGGAGACAUACCUGGCACGGCUGCCCUGGGCUGGGCAGCUGACCGAGCAGCUACCACUCUCGCCUGCUUACUUUGGUGAGGAUGGCGUCUUCCGCCACGACCGCCUUCGCUUCCGGGACUUUGUGGAUGCCUUGGAGGACAGCCUGGAGGAGGUGGCAGUGAGACAGACGGGUGAUGACGAUGAGGUAGAUGACUUUGAGGACUUCAUCUUCAGCCACUUAUUUGGAGACAGAGCUCUGAAGAAGAGGUCAGGGAAGAAGGACAAACACGUUGGGAGCCCCAGAGUUGUGGGGCCCAGGGAGGACAGCCAACACCGCCAGGACUGAGGCCUGGGGUUGCCUGACCCUGGGGACCAUUGAACUGCCAUCUCCCCUGGCCCGUUGGACUCCUUGGAUGUCCUUCACAGAGGAGAGUGGAAUCACCCAGCCCUGCACUGAUGCCACUUUUGCUAGAAAAAGGCCUUAGCUGGACCUGUCUUGCUAUCUAUGCAAAUGUAUGCAAAUGUCCAGGGCCCUGGGAUGUGACCCUCUGUGGCCUGAUUGUGUCCUGCCAGUGUGAUGGGGGAUAGGAGAGGGUGGGGGCAGCAUUCUGAUUCUGAAGCCAAAGAGCUUUCAUCCGUGUGUGCGUGCGUGCGUGUGUGUGUGUGUGUGUGUGUGUGUGUGUGUGUCCCCCUGAGGGGCCCCUUGGCUCCACAUGCUGACCCGUGCCCCCUUUCUGGCUGGAGGCCCGGCCCUGGGCUUUCCCUGGGGUUUUGUUAGAUUUGGAAGCAGGUGAAGUCCCUUUUUCACCCCUGCUUCUCACAUGGCCUCACCUUCCUGUGUGAACUGUUAACUCAAAUCCCAGUAAACUGCUACUGCAGCUGUGA